Molecule: messenger RNA, 4070 nt
Organism: Mauremys reevesii (Reeves's turtle)
Lineage: Eukaryota; Metazoa; Chordata; Testudines; Geoemydidae
Gene: HIC2
Product: HIC ZBTB transcriptional repressor 2
Exons: 11
Coding region: 1788-3488 (566 amino acids)
Biological process (GO): regulation of transcription by RNA polymerase II
Cellular component (GO): nucleus
Molecular function (GO): protein binding; DNA-binding transcription factor activity, RNA polymerase II-specific; RNA polymerase II cis-regulatory region sequence-specific DNA binding
Source: RefSeq, a predicted model, not a curated record
UAUGAAGAUAGCAGCAUUGUUAGGGUGGGAGGCUGCCACUUUGGCCUAGCAACAAACAACUGCCUGACCUUGGGAUCUAUUGAAAGCUGAGAAGCCAAGCAGAACAGAGAGAGCACCACCAAAUGAACCCCCCCGCCCCCCCGGGUUCCUGCCUGUUUCUUUUAUUUAACCUAAACAAAUUCUUCAGUGAAAAAAUAUGGCUAUCCAUCCCGACAGUCUGCAUGUGUAUAUUCAAGAUUGCCUUUCCAUAUUGAUCGGUCUUCUGCAUUGUGAUUCUGAAAUCUUAAAAUCAGUACAUACACACCAGGAAAAAUAAUCACUGGAAAAAAUUCUCAGUGGUGACAAACAAGUUAAAUAUUAUUAUUACAGUGUACUAGCUACACUAGCUCUUAUAUUUCAGGUGCUGAGCAUUGAGCUCUAGCAGCUGCAAAGAGGGUAUUUGCCCACAUAAGAAAGCCAGUUGUAACCAGUUUGUGUAUAAGCAUUCUGUCACUUAAAAUAACUAAAUGGACAUAAAUCACAGGUUUUCCUCUUCUCUUUCCUCUUGUUACUUAUUCAAAUGAGCCCCCUACACAUGCCAUUGUGUCAAUUCUUCUCCACAUGCAGCUGCGGAUGUAAGACAGGUGGCGCUGAGUCAAUAUGAGACGCUGCAUAUUCUCCGGGAGACUCAGCUUCUAGCCUGGUACAGAAGCUAGCCUUCUAAGUGAAAUUCAGCUAGUAAUAUCAACCCAGCAGCCCUUCCCACUUCUGAAACAGAGUAAUUGGGGCAAAGACCAAAGUCAGGAACACCUGCUCAGAAGAAGGAUAAAAGAUUCCUUCAUGAAUCCAUUCAAGAAUGAGGCGAUGUUUUCAGGCAGCAUGUGUCCUUCUAGUGAGAACUGUGAUGCCAGAUAACACCCUGAGUGAAAUGUGAAAAUACUGCAGGAUUCUGCUUAGGGGAUAAACCCUUUCCCUGCAGAGAAUGUAGAAAAUACAGGGAGACUGCAGAUUUCCUGAGGAUGGAAGUCAAGACUGAAUCCAGCUGAGCAGCUCUGCCUAAGCAAGCUACAUCACUGGAGCCAACUGAAAUUGCUGCAGGCAUUCCAAGAAAAAUUGCUUCCAUGGCGUACGCUGUUGCAGAUCCUAUUCAAGUGAGGGUUGAUAAGCUGGAACCCCGCAGCAUCCUGUAGGACAGCAAUGAACAGUUUCCUGGUACAAUCUUCUGAGACCUAAUUCUGACUGCAGGUGAGUCAACAUCACCUCAUGAUUAGCAGUACUAAAGGCAGCCGAAACAUCUAAUACUAUCGCCAUGGACUCUUCAGAAGACCAUUGACCUGUGUGAGAUCCAAGCUGAAAGCCUGCUGAGCACCUCUUGCUGCAGUUACUUUACUAACAGCCUGAAACUAUGGUUGUGAUAAACCAGUACGCAGCGCUCCAUCCUCCCCUGCGUCUGAACUCCACUUUGCACAGGAAGAGGGGGAAAUGGGUGAGCAGCGCCCAACGUCACAAGCUUGCAAGAUGGCGCUGGGAGGAAGGCUGUGAGAUGAGGAACAGGCUGGUAUAGCCCGAGAGCCGAAGGGGAAGGGGGAGCAAAGCUGCUGCUACCGAUGCAAUAACAAGACAAAAAGAAAUGAUGAGCACCCGCAACUCACAUUGAAGUCAACAUCUUUGGGUCAAAUAUGCCCUCAAUCACAGCUUUGCAAUCUCGGUGACUUCAGAGGGACUGUUUACCCAUCUGUCAAACGGGUAUAAUAUUUAUAGCUGCGCUCAAGGUGGUGAAGAGAAGGUGAAAGGAAGAGAAGGUGGAGAUGGAACUGCCAAAUCAUGCCAAACAACUGCUACUGCAGCUGAACCAGCAAAGAGCCAAAGGUUUCCUCUGUGAUGUGAUUAUUGUGGUAGAAAAUGCCCUGUUUCGUGCCCACAAGAACAUCCUGGCAGCCAGCAGCAUGUAUUUCAAAUCCCUCGUCCUGCAUGACAACCUGAUUAACUUAGACACGGACAUGGUGAACCCCACUGUGUUCCGACAGAUCUUGGACUUUAUUUAUACUGGGAAGCUCUUAACGACUGACCAGCCUGGUGAACAGAACUUUAAUGCUCUCCUCACCGCAGCAAGCUACCUCCAACUGCACGACCUGGCAGCUCUCUGCAGGAAGAAACUGAAGCGGAAUGGGAGGUCUUUCGCUGGCAGGGCCGGCGGCCCCAGUGUUGGGAGACCCCCCAGGAGCCAGAGGCUUUCUACCACUUCAGUCAUCCAAACUCGUUAUUCAGGGUCAACUGAGGGCAUGAAGGGCUCGCACUCAAAGGAGCUGCCAAAGGGAAAGGUCUCUGACGAUGAGAUCUUCAUCAGCAGCUCUAACCAAGAGAACUCUCACUCCUUAAGCAGGGGAGCCAGCAAGAACGGCGGCAGUGCAAAUGGAAGCAGUGGCGACCAGGAGCUCGGCCUCGACCUGUCCAAAAAAAGCCCGUCGCUCCCCACAGCAGCCUCCCAGGACGACACACAGCACAGCGAAAGCCAGCACGGCUCUCCCCAAUCUGCCUCAGCCCCCGCAGCCAACAGUGCCUCAUCAUUCGACGAGUCUGCAGCCGGAGCCCCCCAGAGUGCAGCAGACAGCAGUGAGCCCAUGGAGAUGGACAUGAACGAGGAGAGCCACUCCCUGGCGGAGAGCGGCCAGCGCAAGAGCCUCCGGCACUCGGCACGCAAGAAGGAGUGGAUCAAGAAAGACAAUGCUUUUGACCGGAAAGAGGGGGGCAAAGGUGGUGAGGAAGGCGAGGGGCUACCCAAUGGCAUCCUGGUGGGUCCCUUGUCCAAGUCGACUGAGCGGAACCUGAGCAACGCCUAUGGCCCGGAGCAGGCGUUCCAGUGCAAAGAGGAGAUUGAAAACGGCAAGGAGAUGAGUGAUGACAGCGGACAGAGCGAGUGUGAGAGCGGGGGGCACACCAGCGCCAACUACGUCUACCGGCAGGAGGGGUUUGAGCCUGUGGCCUACGGUGACAACCUGUAUGUCUGCAUCCCCUGCGGCAAGGGCUUUCCCAGCUCCGAGCAGCUCAACGCCCACGUGGAGACGCACACCGAGGAAGACCUCUACAUCAAGGAGGAAGGCACGUACGGUGGCAAGGAGGAAGCUGAAGAUUUGUCCAACCCUAACCAGCCCUACGCUGCAGAAUCCCGGCCCUUUAAGUGUUCAGUAUGUGAGAAGAGCUACAAGGAUCCAGCCACUCUGCGGCAACAUGAGAAGACUCACUGGCUGACACGGCCCUUCCCUUGCAACAUCUGCGGCAAGAUGUUCACGCAGCGGGGCACCAUGACACGGCACAUGCGCAGCCAUUUAGGGCUCAAGCCCUUUGCUUGCGAGGAAUGCGGGAUGCGCUUUACCCGGCAGUACCGACUGACAGAGCAUAUGCGGGUCCACUCAGGAGAAAAACCCUACGAAUGUCAACUGUGUGGUGGGAAAUUCACCCAGCAGCGCAAUCUGAUCAGCCACCUGCGAAUGCAUACCUCUCCCACAUAAGCCAAAGACUCCAGAAUGAGCUUCGAGCCCAUCCGCAGUGAUUUACCUUUCUGUAGACUUGCUGCUUAAGAGGGCAACUCCCCUCCUCUGUUCAGUCAUGAGCGGCCUAAACAAACAUAGCUUUAAGAUUUUUUUUUUUUAAAUAAAAGACAAAGAAACGUAGGUCCACAGCCAAGCUGAUGCCCUUCUCAAAUCAUUCCCCAACCCUCCCUUGCUGAAUCUCAAUGGUGUGGCAAGAAAUGCCAUUUAUUUUCGUGGGUUUUGACUUGGCCUCUCUUUUGAUCCCUCCACCCAGGUAGCAGGAGUGAGGUCUCCUGCCUGUUGGAUGGUAAGUGGGAAUGGGGAGAGAAAUUCCAUCUGAUCAACUAGAGCUGUACCAACUCUUUAUUCCCCCCCCUUCCUUGGCACUCCUGUAGUGCUUUAUAGACUUUGAUCAAAGUGUUAUUUCCUGCACUAACGAAAAGUGCAAGUGGAACGUGUCAUCCACUGGCUACUCUGUGGGCUUUGCCUUUCCUUUUGCAUUCAUGUUACAUUACUAAUGUCCCUACAACCAGAUUCAAUAAGGGCAUUCCUUGCCACUCC